Pteropus alecto (black flying fox) is the source of this 13784-nucleotide messenger RNA. RefSeq names its product echinoderm microtubule associated protein like 6 (gene EML6). The record is from RefSeq and is a predicted model, not a curated record. Gene Ontology annotation, molecular function: microtubule binding. Lineage: Eukaryota; Metazoa; Chordata; Mammalia; Chiroptera; Pteropodidae. The transcript has 42 exons. Bases 6018 to 11894 code for a protein of 1958 amino acids.
UUUAAAAAGAAGUGAACUCCUUUCCUUUACCUCCUGCCCUUCUCUUACCUUUUCAGUGAAAUUCCAGCAUGCAAGCUCAGAACCAACACAUUACUCUCUGUGCCUAAUGUUCCUCAAUGUGGUUGAUUCUUUUUUUUUUUUUUUUAAUUUAUAGAUCAUUUCUUGGGGAGGGGAGGGAAAAUACACCUAAACACUUUAUCUCCAAGUUACAAAAGUUUGAGGUGCAGAGGGAAGACCAGAUUUUUUUUAAAUGAAAUUAUAUAGAUUAGAUCUCAAUAUUUAAACUGUUCCUCAAUUUUGUGAGGCUGUGUUGGAAAUAACUCGCCUCUAGUGCUGUUGGUUUGCAAGGCAGCGGUGCUUGAACAAUAUUUCCUGUGCUCACCAGAGACAAAAUGUACCAAUUUCCUGACACCAUUCUCUUCCAUUUACUUCCAGUGGUUACCUUGAGUCUUGACUAUUAGAAGCGCCCGGGAUGGGGCUAAGUUUAAUUCAACAGAUCGUGUAUUAUGAUCUCGCUGCAGCAUAGUGCAGCUCCAUGUUAACUCCACAGACCAAACCAUUUGUACCUGGCAGCACUUACUAACACAACAUGCGGCUUUUCUGCAUCAACUGCGACGACGGUCAAGAAUGUCGGUAUACAAGAAGGAAUAGAAAACUGAUACUGUUUUAAAUAAUCUGUAAUUUCAAUUUUUUUUUUUUUUUUGCUGAAAUACAUUAUAUUGUAUGUUUGAGAUAAUUCUAGUACAAAGUAUAAUAAAACUAGAUGUAUAAUAAACCCUUUAAAUCAUUGGUUAAGUGUACAAGUGGAACUGAAGCAUUUACUGGACAAAGUAAUGUUACUCUAAUGGUUACUUGCUCGUGCGUUGCCACACUGUGUUAUAAUUUGCUUCAUUACCUUGCUAUUUGAUACAUAGUGUGCAUUUCUCUCUCACUGUAACGAAUUGUAAUGACAAAUUUUCAUCUUACUGCACAAUCAAAAUGGCAUUGAUAGGAAUGAACUCCAGAGGCUGGGCCUGAGCAGGAAGGUGGUCCCUCAGGCCCGGUGCUCAGUUGUAUGACCUGUACCUCUCAACUUUUGCCCUAUCUGUUAAAUAUAUGCUAUGUCAUUAAAUGCUUUUAAAUCUAGCACAGUGGGUAGUUGUUGUUUUUCCUUUCCUACGUGCAUUCCAUGUAAGGAAAUUGCCAAACAAGAAAUAGCAAACAGGAAACAUUAGAUAGUCUAUCUGGGUUUCUGUCUUGUGUUUUUUUGCACAAAUGGUGUACCAGCUUUGAAAACUACAGUGAACAGAAUAACAUACAUAGAAUGUCUUACAGCUACACAUCCAGGUUUUAGCCUUUAUUCAUGAAGAAGUUAUCAGAGAGCUUGCCAAACCUGAGCUCUGAGGCAGGUUGGCAAUUUUUUUUUUUUUGUAAAGGUCCAGAGAUAGUAAAUAUUUUAGGUUUUGUGGGCCAUACGUGUUGAGACUCUGCUGUUGUGUAACACAGAGGCAGCCGCUGACAGUGUGUGACUGACUGGGUGUGGCUGUGUUCCAGUAAAACUUAGUGGACACAAAUUUGAAUUUCAUAUAAUGUCUACAUGCCACACAAUAUUGUAUGCUUGAUUUAAAAAAAAAAAAAGUCACAAUGUAAAAUCUAUUUUAUACAGAUCAUACAGAAACAGACAAAUAGGCCAGAUUUGACCCAUGGGCCAGUUUGCUGAUGCCCACAUAGGGUCAUGGGUUAGAUUUGUGUGUUACACUUGUCCUAUUUUAUCUGUCUUAUUGAUUCCAUAUCAUUUGCAUAUUUCCUUAUAUAAGGAAGCUGGAUACUAAUAUUAUGGAUUUUCAGUAAAUUAUUACACAGAGGCUGUGCCUAGCAUGACAUCAGUUCUGGGCUCCAAAGCUGAAUGGCAUUGGAGCUUUCUGUGACCGCUCAGUGAACUUAAACCCCACCAUCUCUUCCUCCCCUGCUUCUCACAUGUGCCCAGUGCCAUUUAUCUCACCAUGACACUCCCUUGCUUUGCUCAGGAUUAGAAUUAAGUUGUUCAAUUCUCAACAGAUGGACCUAUGACCAAAAUGUUAAGAAAGAGCAUCUUGGAAAGAAUCGUAAUUGAUUACAGCCUUGACUAAGCCAGGCAGAUGGCAAGUAGGCCACACUCAGGUAACCAGCAACUCAAUCCCAUAAAAAGUACAAAUGCAUGGAACAUUUUGCACAUAAUUCCAGGGGUUCAGUGGUCCCUGACUUUGUAGCUGGGGUUUGGCGGUGCUUGCUCUCCUUGCUAUAACUUGCUGAGGAUCCACUGAGGCCUGAGAGUUGAAGAUGACGGACAGUGGGGAGGAGAAACAGGGACAGCAUUUCUGUGGCCUGUCAGGGCUGAUGUCAGCAGGUAUGAUUAGAACACCCAGUCAAGACAUCUUCACUGUCAGAAGUUACAAGCUAUAUAGCUGUGAACUUGGAUCCUGUCAGGAAAUAAUGGAUUUUUUAAAAAUCCUACAGUAUUUGAAGAUUAUACUCAUUUUUAUUGUUUUAAUGUACUGUUUAAUUUUUAGCGAUACAGGUUGGGUGAUAAUACUGGCCUCUAUACAUUUGAAAAGUGAGACUCCUGUAAAAUAAGACAGGGUAUGAAAUGGGCAUGCUUGAUUAAUUAAAGGCCACCUUAGUCAUAUUUGAACAAGUUGGAAUGCAUCUUCAGUUGAUGGCACCUUAGUGUCAUGUCUUCUUGUGGGUAGAGUGUGAUGCUUCUUACAACCCAUGGCAUAUUCAAUUGGGUGAUGGGCACAUUUUUAUCUUCUCACCAAGUUUUUGGCACUUUUAAGAUUAGUUAUGUAUGAGGGUCCUGUGAUAUUUACUUCUGGAUCCAUUGUUUUCAUGUUAGUAGAAAUACUUAAAUACUUAGGAAAAAGAAGAUAAAUGAGUGUUUGCCAUUAUUUUGAACUGACCUUUCUAAGCAUGACCCAUAACCCAGAAAGCCAUAAAAGAAAAAGAUAAAACUCUAUCAAAGCUCAAGACUUCUCUCAUCAUUGAAAGUCAUGGUGAAAUCUUUCAGUUUCAUUUCCAUCAAUGAAAUUAUCCUUUUUGACUCUUAAAAAUGUUCCAUCAUUUGGUCGGAGCCCUUUUAAAUUGGCUUCUGAGUCCUUGAUAAUCCUGGUAAUCCUGAUACCUUCCUCCCUAUCUGGCAUGACAAGAAGUCCCAGGCUCAUCUAGUGCAUUUCUUGCCCCUAGACCUGCCAUCAGAUUUCUCUAGAAACCCUGGCUUCCCUUAGUGAAAAGUGAUAUUCCAAAACAAUAAUUGGUGUGCUAGCAAUCCUCAUUACUACCUACUGGGCUGGUCUUUGUUUUCUAGGCAUAUCAGUAGGUAGAGCUAAGAAAAAAUGGCUCUAGUUCAUAACAGGAUUGCAGGGGGUUUUUGUUUUGUUUUUUACAUUUUCUGUAUUAUAAUCUUCACUCAGAAUCAUGGCUCUCAAUACAGGGUGCAUGUAUUAGAAGAUCCUACAAUAAUUACUCAUGUGCUUUAUCCCAUGUUACACACACGAACUCAAUAGUAAUAUUAAUAACUGCAUCAGAACAGGUUUGGGGUUUUUUUUUGUCUAUGUGUGUGUGUGUGUGUGAAUUAUUGCUUCACAUACAGUUAUAAGAAAUUAAUUCAGCACCCUUUACCCAGUUUCCCCCAAUGGUGACAUUGAUAUGGUCAAGACAGAGAACAUUUCCAUCACCACGAGUCAUGAGGAUCCCUCCUGUUGCCCUUUUACGGCCAAACCUUGUCAACCCCGCCGCCUCUAGCUUCCGGCACCACCAGUCUGUUCUCUAUUGCUAUAGAUUUGUCAUUUAAAGAAUGUUGAAUAAAUGGAAUCACCCACAAUGUGACCUUUUAGCACUGACUUUUUCACUUGGCAUAAUUCUCUGGAGAUUAGCAGGUUUGGGGGUGUAUCAGUUGUUCCUUUUCUGAGUAGUAGUCCAUGGCGUGGAUGUACCAUAGUUUGUUUUACCACUCACUGAAGGACAUCUGGGUAGUUUCCAGUUUUUGACUACUUCAAGUAGAGUGCUGCAAACAUUUAUGUGCAGGUGUUUGCGUGAACAUAAAUCUUCAUUUCUCUGGAAUAAAAAGUGCCCAAGAGCGCUGAGAACUUUUAAAAACAUAUUUGCAUGUGUUCUCCAUUCUCCUGUUCACCUCCACUUUUAUGUCAUUUUAGUACAGUGUCUGAGCAAAGAGUUUCUACUUUGCUCUCACCCUCUUAACCUUGGUUUAGUCUCAGUUUAUAUUUACUGCUCACCACCAGUCCUCAUGCGUGUGUUUCCUAGUCAUUUUGGUUGAAGCUCAUUACCUUGGCGGUAGUGAUGUGUGUGUUUUAACAUUAGUUUCUUCUUGGAAUCCCUAAACUGCACCCUCACCCCCUGAUUUUUGGCCAGUUCUCUGAGUCAAGCACUUAAAAGUGAAGUGCUCUUUUGUUGCUGUCAAGACUGAAUAAAAAUUUCCCAAGGGGAAAAUAAAUGUGACCUUCAAAGUUUUUCAAGAUUUAGACUCAACUUUAAGAAUGCAGGCUCCCCUUAGAAAAAUGAGUUUUUCAAUUUAUUAAAAUAAAAAAGGCUGUGAGAAAGAAUGUUACAUCCUGUUUAGGGCUUUGUGGUUUGUGUGGGAAAAGAAAAAUGAGCCUUCUGAAAAGGGAUUCAGGAAGUGGAAUUGGAGGGACUUCCUCUCCCUUUAAAUUAGGGAUCAAGAUGUAUGAGAAACUGAUGCUUCUCUUCUAUGCUGUUCGAAGUAUUUUCAUGUGAAACACUACCAACCCCAAAGACAGUGCAGUGGGCUGAUUUGGGAGAGUUGGUGACAGUGGGUAGAAUUAUCUGGGAGAAGAGCCUCAUUUUGGCUCUUCGUGGGGAGCUUGGAAAACAUACAACCUCAGGAAUGACCAGGUUUCUUCAGGCACCUGUCUGGGGCGAUUGCCUGAGCGGCCUUGGCUGUCUUCAUUCUCUUCACCCUACGUGUCAGCUUCCAGGGGAUUGUUUUUUUAAGGUCAGGUCAGUGUCACAGCAGGAGAACACCUGGACUCAGAGAAGCCGGAAGGGCCACCCUUGGCACUCCUGCCCGCCCGGCUCCCACUAGGCCUGUGGCUGCUGCCUGGGGAGCCUCUUCUCUCUAUUCACUUCCCAGCAUGCACCACGUCCUGAAGGGGGCACGUCAGGGCCUCUGGAGCCGUGUGGGCUUGCACAAGUCUCCACUUGACUUUACUCGUCCCUUCAGAUACUUAUCACACUUUGGGGACCCAUUGUGUCUGGGAGUGGGAAUGGAGGGGGCGGUCCAGCAGUGGAGUUCCCUGAAACUGAUUCUUUAGAGGGAAAGGGAAUUUUCUCUUACAUAAGCCCAAGGGGACUUUCUCCACAGGGUGGGGCAUCCUGCAUUCCAGAGUCUGGGCGGGAACCUGGGAGCUUUCUCAGCUGAGGCGAUCCUUGGCUCACAGCAUUUUCCUUGGAGAAUUCGUUCAGUCGUCAGUCACCAUUUUAGUUUCCUUGUCACAACUGUCAGUUGCGGAUCCAAGGAUGGUGAUAGCAAAGCUUAGCCGGGUUCCCUGUCAAAUCAAAGCUGCCACAGAAUAAAUCCCGCUGCCUGCUGCGAAGCCCCCGCGCACUGCAAACUUCACUGAGCGAACUGGGGAAUCAGUGUUUGGAUAUGCAGAUCUCUGAUUUAAAAGGCGGGGCGACCCCCGCCAGGACCUCUCCCAGGGGCCGAAGCCCGCAGGUGCAGUGAGGCGCGCGCGCGCGGGUACGGGCGCCCCCGAAGACGCCUUGCCCCGGGAGAGGGAGCCCGGGCGCCCGGCGGGGUCUGGCGGCCGCGUACCGACGGCUUGUCUCCGGCGGCGGCGGCGGCGGAUGAUGGUGGCGGCCGGCGCCCUGGGCUGUGUCUGUGCGUCGCCGCGGAAUUCAGCGCCCGGUGCUGCACCCUGAGCCCUUGCAGGUCCUCCACAGCCCGAGACUUAGCGAGGACAGAGCCGGCGCGGAGCGGCAGAGGACCCGCGCGGGGUGGGGGCGAGUGGGGUCGGCUUAUCAUGGCGGAUCGGACAGCUCCCAGCUGCCAGCUCCGGCUAGAGUGGGUGUACGGGUACCGGGGUCACCAGUGCCGCAACAACCUGUAUUACACGGCCGGCAAAGAGGUGGUCUACUUUGUUGCUGGUGUCGGGGUGGUUUACAACACCCGUGAGCACAGCCAAAAAUUCUUCUUGGGACACAACGACGACAUUAUCAGCCUUGCCUUACACCCCGAUAAAACUCUCGUUGCAACUGGCCAAGUUGGGAAGGAACCAUAUAUAUGUAUAUGGGAUUCCUAUAAUGUCCAGACUGUGUCUAUUCUUAAAGAUGUCCAUACACAUGGAGUUGCCUGCCUGGCUUUCGACUCAGAUGGACAGCGUUUAGCUUCUGUGGGAUUGGAUGCCAAAAACACAGUCUGCAUUUGGGACUGGAGGAAGGGAAAACUUCUGGCCUCAGCCACUGGCCACUCCGACCGGAUUUUUGAUAUUUCCUGGGAUCCAUAUCAGCCAAACAGAGUGGUUAGCUGUGGAGUAAAACAUAUAAAGUUUUGGACACUAUGUGGAAAUGCCCUAACUGCCAAAAGAGGGAUAUUCGGCAAAACGGGCGAUCUUCAGACCAUCCUUUGCCUUGCAUGUGCCAAAGAAGACAUCACCUACUCUGGUGCUUUAAAUGGCGACAUCUAUGUCUGGAAAGGGCUCAAUUUAGUCCGCACCAUUCAAGGGGCACAUAGUGCUGGAAUCUUUAGCAUGUAUGCUUGUGAAGAAGGCUUUGCUACUGGUGGACGAGAUGGAUGUAUACGAUUAUGGGAUACUGAUUUCAAACCAAUAACCAAAAUUGAUCUCAGGGAGACAGAACAAGGAUAUAAAGGCCUCUCUAUCCGGAGUGUGUGUUGGAAAGCCGACCGCCUUCUAGCGGGGACCCAGGACAGCGAAAUAUUUGAAGUGAUUGUUCGAGAACGAGACAAGCCGAUGCUGAUCUUGCAAGGCCACUGUGAGGGGGAGCUCUGGGCUCUGGCCCUGCACCCCAAGAAGCCACUGGCUGUGACAGGCAGUGACGACCGCUCUGUGAGGCUGUGGAGUCUGGCUGACCAUGCCUUGAUCGCCCGCUGCAACAUGGAGGAAGCAGUUCGCAGUGUUGCUUUCAGCCCCGAUGGAUCCCAGUUGGCCCUGGGCAUGAAGGACGGCUCUUUCAUUGUUCUCCGAGUCAGAGAUAUGACAGAAGUGGUUCAUAUCAAAGAUCGAAAAGAAGUCAUUCAUGAAAUGAAAUUUUCUCCAGAUGGUUCUUAUCUCGCAGUGGGAUCCAAUGAUGGCCCAGUAGACGUCUAUGCUGUUGCCCAGAGGUAUAAGAAAAUUGGAGAAUGCAACAAGUCUCUUAGUUUCAUUACACACAUUGACUGGUCUUUGGAUAGUAAAUACUUGCAAACUAAUGAUGGCGCAGGAGAACGACUGUUCUACAAAAUGCCGUCUGGAAAGCCUUUAACAAGUAAAGAAGAAAUCAAAGGGAUUCCCUGGGCCUCCUGGACAUGUGUGAAAGGCCCUGAAGUGAGUGGAAUUUGGCCAAAAUAUACUGAUGUCACUGACAUCAACUCAGUGGAUGCAAAUUACAACAGCUCAGUGCUGGUGUCUGGAGAUGAUUUUGGACUGGUUAAAUUGUUUAAAUUUCCUUGUCUUAAGAAAGGAGCCAAAUUUAGAAAGUAUGUGGGCCAUUCUGCACAUGUCACAAACGUCCGCUGGUCUCAUGACUUUCAGUGGGUUUUAAGCACAGGAGGGGCUGACCACUCAGUUUUCCAGUGGAGAUUUAUUCCAGAAGGUGUCAGCAACGGCCUGCUGGAAACUGCACCUCAGGAAGGUGGCACCGAUUCCUACAGUGAAGAAUCUGAUUCAGAUUUAUCCGAUGUGCCGGAGUUAGACUCUGAUAUUGAGCAAGAAACUCAAAUCAAUUAUGAUCGCCAGGUUUACAAAGAAGAUCUACCUCAGCUAAAGCAACAAAGUAAAGAGAAAAACCAUGCAGUGCCCUUCCUCAAACGAGAAAAGGCUCCUGAGGACAGCUUGAAACUCCAGUUCAUACACGGUUACAGAGGCUACGACUGUAGAAACAAUCUGUUCUACACACAAGCUGGAGAAGUUGUCUAUCACAUUGCCGCAGUCGCUGUCGUGUACAACAGGCAGCAACACUCCCAGAGGCUGUACCUGGGGCACGAUGAUGACAUUCUCAGCCUGACCAUCCACCCAGUGAAGGACUACGUGGCCACUGGGCAGGUUGGAAGAGAUGCUGCUAUUCAUGUGUGGGACACACAGACUCUGAAAUGCUUGUCACUGUUGAGAGGACAACACCAGAGAGGAGUGUGCGCUCUUGAUUUUUCAGCCGAUGGAAAAUGUCUGGUGUCGGUUGGUUUAGACGAUUUUCACAGUAUUGUGUUUUGGGACUGGAAAAAGGGAGAAAAGAUAGCCACAACAAGAGGACAUAAAGAUAAAAUAUUUGUGGUAAAGUGUAACCCACACCAUGUUGACAAACUGGUUACAGUUGGGAUAAAGCACAUCAAAUUCUGGCAGCAAGCAGGUGGGGGCUUCACCUCUAAAAGAGGAAUUUUUGGAAGUGUUGGAAAAUGGGAAACAAUGAUGUGUGUUUCUUACGGGCGAAUGGAAGAUCUAGUGUUCUCAGGAGCAGCUACUGGAGAUAUUUUUAUUUGGAAAGAUAUUCUUCUACUAAAGACAGUGAAGGCUCAUGAUGGGCCUGUGUUUGCUAUGUAUGCAUUGGAUAAGGGUUUUGUAACAGGUGGAAAGGAUGGAAUCGUGGAGCUCUGGGAUGAUAUGUUUGAAAGAUGCUUGAAGACGUAUGCCAUUAAAAGAGCAGCAUUGUCCACUAGCUCUAAAGGCUUGCUUUUGGAAGAUAACCCUUCAAUUCGUGCCAUUACGUUGGGACAUGGACAUAUCCUGGUGGGAACAAAAAAUGGAGAGAUCCUAGAAAUUGAUAAAAGUGGCCCAAUGACGCUGCUCAUUCAGGGGCACAUGGAAGGAGAAGUGUGGGGGUUGGCAGCUCACCCUCUCCUGCCCAUCUGUGCAACAGUGAGUGAUGAUAAAACCCUUCGCAUCUGGGAAUUAUCCUCCCAGCACCGUAUGCUGGCGGUACGGAAACUCAAAAAAGGUGGAAGAUGCUGUGCCUUCUCCCCUGAUGGGAAAGCCUUAGCAGUCGGCCUGAAUGAUGGGAGUUUCCUGGUCGUAAACGCUGACACUGUUGAAGACAUGGUCUCCUUCCAUCACAGAAAAGAAAUGAUCUCGGAUAUCAAAUUUUCAAAAGAUACAGGAAAAUACCUUGCCGUGGCAUCCCAUGAUAACUUUGUGGAUAUUUACAAUGUACUUACAAGCAAAAGGGUUGGCAUCUGUAAAGGUGCUUCUAGUUAUAUUACUCAUAUCGACUGGGACUCUAGAGGAAAAUUAUUGCAAGUUAAUUCGGGUGCCAAAGAACAACUGUUUUUUGAAGCUCCAAGAGGCAAACGGCAUAUAAUAAGACCUUCAGAGAUUGAGAAGAUAGAGUGGGACACGUGGACCUGUGUCCUGGGGCCCACCUGUGAGGGGAUCUGGCCAGCACACAGUGAUGUGACCGAUGUAAAUGCUGCCAGUCUCACCAAAGACUGCUCCCUUUUAGCCACUGGAGAUGAUUUUGGUUUCGUCAAGCUUUUUUCAUAUCCUGUCAAGGGCCAGCAUGCGAAAUUCAAGAAGUAUGUGGGACACAGUGCACAUGUGACCAACGUGAGAUGGCUGCACAACGACUCUGUGCUGCUCACGGUAGGUGGCGCUGACACAGCCUUGAUGAUUUGGACGAGGGAGUUUGUGGGGACUCAGGAGAGCAAGCUGGUGGACAGCGAGGAGUCGGACACCGACGCAGAAGAGGAUGGAGGCUAUGACAGUGACGUUGCGAGAGAAAAGGCCAUUGAUUACACUACCAAGAUCUACGCUGUGAGCAUCAGGGAAAUGGAGGGCACCAAACCACACCAGCAGAUGAAAGAAGUUUCAAUGGAAGAAAGACCACCUGUUAGCAGAGCAGCACCCCAGCCUGAGAAACUCCAGAAGAACAACAUCACCAAAAAAAAGAAACUGGUGGAGGAGCUGGCUCUCGACCACGUGUUUGGCUACAGAGGAUUUGACUGUCGCAAUAACCUGCACUACCUGAACGAUGGUGCUGACAUCAUCUUCCACACAGCGGCGGCCGGCGUCGUUCAGAACCUCUCCACAGGGAGCCAGAGCUUCUACCUGGAGCACACGGAUGACAUCCUCUGCCUCACAGUGAACCAGCACCCCAAGUACAGAAACGUGGUGGCCACCAGCCAGAUAGGAACAACACCUUCCAUCCACAUCUGGGAUGCCAUGACCAAACACACCCUCUCCAUGCUGCGGUGCUUCCACUCCAAGGGGGUGAAUUACAUCAACUUCAGUGCAACGGGAAGGCUGCUGGUGUCGGUGGGCGUGGACCCUGAGCACACCAUCACCGUCUGGCGUUGGCAGGAAGGUGCCAAGGUUGCCAGCCGAGGGGGCCACCUGGAGCGAAUAUUUGUGGUGGAAUUUCGCCCAGAUUCGGACACGCAGUUUGUGUCUGUUGGGGUCAAACAUAUGAAGUUCUGGACCCUGGCAGGCAGUGCCCUGCUUUACAAGAAGGGAGUCAUCGGGUCCAUGGAGGCUGCCAAGAUGCAGACGAUGCUCUCCGUGGCCUUCGGUGCUAAUAACCUCACUUUCACCGGUGCCAUCAACGGCGACGUCUAUGUGUGGAAGGACCACUUCCUCGUCCGGCUGGUGGCCAAGGCUCACACAGGCCCCGUCUUCACAAUGUAUACGACCCUCCGGGAUGGACUCAUAGUGACAGGCGGAAAAGAGCGGCCGACCAAAGAAGGAGGUGCUGUAAAGUUAUGGGACCAGGAGAUGAAGCGCUGCAGGGCCUUCCAGCUGGAGACAGGACAGCUGGUGGAGUGCGUGCGCUCCGUGUGCCGUGGCAAAGGAAAAAUCUUAGUGGGAACCAAAGAUGGAGAAAUUAUUGAAGUUGGUGAAAAAAAUGCUGCUUCCAACAUCCUGAUUGAUGGACACAUGGAAGGGGAGAUUUGGGGCUUGGCCACACACCCCUCCAAGGACAUCUUCAUCUCUGCCAGCAACGACGGCACAGCUCGCAUCUGGGACCUGGCUGACAAGAAGCUGCUAAACAAGGUGAAUCUGGGCCAUGCGGCCAGGUGUGCAGCCUACAGCCCUGACGGAGAGAUGGUGGCCAUUGGCAUGAAGAAUGGAGAGUUUGUCAUCUUGUUGGUGAACAGCCUGAAAGUUUGGGGGAAAAAAAGAGACCGGAAAUCCGCUAUCCAAGAUAUCAGAAUCAGCCCAGACAGCAGAUUCUUAGCCAUUGGUUCUUCUGAACACACAGUUGACUUCUAUGACCUCACUCAGGGCACAAGCCUGAAUCGCAUUGGCUACUGCAAAGACAUCCCAAGCUUUGUCAUUCAGAUGGAUUUUUCUGCAGAUGGCAAAUACAUCCAGGUGUCAACAGGAGCCUACAAGCGCCAGGUACAUGAGGUUCCCCUGGGGAAGCAGGUAACCGAAACCAUGGUCAUUGAGAAGAUCACCUGGGCCUCCUGGACAAGCAUUCUGGGAGAUGAAGUCAUUGGCAUCUGGCCGCGAAAUGCAGACAAAGCUGAUGUCAACUGCGCAUGUGUGACCCAUGCUGGCCUGAACAUUGUCACAGGAGAUGACUUUGGGCUUGUGAAGCUCUUUGACUUUCCAUGCACAGAAAAAUUUGCCAAACAUAAGCGUUACUUUGGUCACUCAGCUCACGUGACGAACAUCCGUUUCUCUCAUGAUGACAAGUAUGUGGUUAGCGCUGGAGGAGACGACUGCAGUGUAUUUGUGUGGCGGUGUCUGUAAAUGGCAGAAGCCUCUUUGUUGCUGCUGCUGCUCCCAGCCAGCACCUGCGGAGGCAGUGACAGGGCAUCUCCUCGCCACUGGCUGCUGGGGAACGCCCCCAACGCUGCAGGCUGCACAAGCGGGUGCUGAAGGGGUGAGACUGCUCCCAGACUCGGGGGUCUCCAAAACUGUGAUGCCAAGAAGGAAGGUCAGUUCUGAAAUGUUAAGACCAUUUGCCUCUGUUCCCGAGACUAAAAACUAUACGUACUAAUGGCAUUGACAAAAUCCUGUCUGAUAAUGUAGCCCACUGACAAAAUUUAAAGCCUCAGUUACCCUAACCGAUAUGUAGCUUUUAAUUUGCAUCAAAACUUUUACAAAAGAUGUUUUGCUAUUAUGUUUCUAUAUACUUUAAAAAUGUUCAUUUUUACAAAUAAGUCAAUUGAACAAGACAGCUUAAGUCAGAUGCAGCGAAGUACUAGAACUAUUGACAGCCUCUGUUCUUCACGUUUAGCUUUCAAAACCAAAUGAGCCAUGUACAAACAAGUUGAGAAACUUAAUUUUUUAACGUUUCAUUUGCAGAGUUUUAUAUCCAUUAAGUGCCUUUGAAAGUUUCCAGUUGUGUGGGCUGCGGUCUCACCUCCCACAAAUUAUCUUUCUACAUAUGGUGCUAAAACUUCAAAACUGAGGAAGGCUACAGGACUCUUAGCAGAUUCCUGGUCUGUCAGCCAUGUCAUGUGUUUUAUGUCAAGGCUUCCUUAAUGAAAGACAUCAUUUACUUGCUUGGGAAAUAGUGGCUAUAGGAAGAUGAGCAACGAAGAUGAAUUCAGGAGCAAAGGAACAGAAUGGGUUUUCAUUAUGUUUAGUGCCAAACUCACAAAAUCCAGAAUAGAACUGAAAUAAAAACAAACCUCUACUACAAAAUAUAAGCAAAAAAAAAAAAGCUCAACCUGGUCCAGGAGGAUGAGCUAAUUUAUCUCGUUAAAUCUAAGACGGCAGUAGAUGAAAUGACUUGAGGUUUACCGCUCCCGGAGUGGGGUUUGCUUGACACCAUUAGUUUGCUUCUGGUGAACUAUAUAGGUCAAGUCUGGAUAAAAAAUAUUCUCUGAAGAACAAACUAAGCCUGAGCAAUAUUUGAGAAAUCAAGAUUAUAAAAUAAAAUCUCGCUUAGUGUUCCUCGGAGUUGGUUAGAUAAGAGAAUGUGACUUGGACAGUAUUAACCAGAAGACGUCUCUAAACCACCUCAAUCACACCUUAUACUUGGCCAACCACUGACUACAGGAGGGGGCUGAUGGCACACCUAAAGGUGAGGGGCCGGUGACUCUGAGCACAUAUAUAUAUAUACACCAAUGAGUCCUGGUCGGUGAACUAAAAUUCUGGAUCUUGAGUUACUGGCUAUUUGUAGAUGUCAGCUUAGAGAAAAGGUGAAAUGAAGCACUUUCAAUUAAAUAGAUUAAUAUUUACCACAGAAGUGCUUCAGCAUUCUAAAUGGAUCAAAUCAUUCAUUAAGCUAUUUUUAUAUGCCAAUUUAUUAAUGCCUUACAUUAAUCCACUGAUAGGUUGUUGAGCCCACAGUUAGAGUCCCUGUGCAGUCCUAAUUGUUUUCCGUAACCAUGUGACUGGUGAUGCUGAGUGAUAACCACGUCUGCCUAUACUGUACCACUGACCUUUCAUACUGAUUCAGUCUUGCAUUGAAAUAACCAAGUGAAAGAACUGAACAAUGAUGACAUGUACAACUAUAUUUAAAGAGCAAUAGUGUCUGUGUCAAGAAAACGUCUUAAAUCAUAUUAGUAAACAUUUAUAUGGUAUGAUUUUAUGUAUGUUCAUAGAUCUUGCACUGUAUUCUAUGUUAAAAUAUUGGUGCAUGAAUUUAUUUUCAAUUAUCAAAGUAUAAAAAUACAAAAUUUAAAGACA